GGCGCUGUGAGGAGGUGCGGGGCGCGUCUCCCCCCUUCGCGCUGUCUGCUUGGAGGUGGCGGUGGGCUGGCGGCCUCCUUGUGCGGCUGCACGAAGACGCACAGAGCCUUUUUUUUGGGGUAAGACCAGGAUGGAAGAGUCCAACGGGGACCUUCCCAUCCAGAGAGACACCAUCCUAUACGAGUUGUGGUGCGAACACGUCACCCUAACAAACCUGUGAGUCUGGUGUGCUCUAAGGGGUGGAACUGCUGAGGUCUUUGGUGGAUUUAACUGACUCUCAGAAGGGGAAGCUGACUCAGUCUCAAGAGAAAGCAGUAAGCUCGCUGGGCAUUUGGAAAACUGUAUUUACAGCUGUUCCUACAUCAAAGACCUCAGUGGAGUGACCGCUCAAAGAUGGGAGAUCAGGAUGCAGGUGAACCCUUUCUGGGGAUAGUGGCUGGUGGUACCACAGACUACGAAGGAGCCCUGCCCUCAGACACGGUGUCACUCAGUGAUUCGGAUUCCGAUGAUUUGGGGUUAGCGGAUGAAGCAGAAGUUGAUACAAUAUCUCCUGAGGAGCCACCUGUAGAUGAUGGGGAUUACAGAUCGGGGGAGACCCCUGACCCACCAAACAGCAGUUACAGAUCUCCUGUCCAGCCAUUCCACCUGAGAGGCAUGAGUUCUACAUUCUCUCUCCGUAGCCAGAGCAUUUUUGAUUGCCUGGAAGAGGCAGCCAAGUUGUCUGUGCCCUCAAUGCCUGAAGAUAAUGUUGUUGAUGGGAGGUUUAAGCGUCCAUUGCCUCUAACCACAGUUUCAGGUAGCAUGGUUCCAGAAAGCCAGGGAAAGCAAGCCAAACCAGUGCAGGCUCCCAAAACCUCUCCUGCAGUGCCGGACUAUGUGGCACACCCAGAGCGCUGGACCAAAUACAGCCUAGAUGGAGUUUCAGAGUCUAGUGACAAGACAAACAGGGCAGCAGCCAUGGAAUUUCUAGAGGGUUUGAAGAAAAGAGGGGAGGAACUAAGCUCAGCUACCCGAGAUAGCUACACCCCAUGCUUCAACCAGGACCCUUCUAGCUGUGGGGCUGGGAGGAUUGUCUUCACCAAACGAGCAAAAAGGGGUGUUGAUGGACUGGAAGAGAGAACAUCAGCAGGGGAGGAUAAGAAACACAUGAAAACAGAUCUGAAAGGAAAAUCUCUUAAGAUGACUGAUGACUUGAAGGAUGAGGAUAAGGUAGAGCUGGGGCACUUAGAUAGUGGAAGUGGAAAGGCAACAGAUGAGGAACGCAUGAUGGCAGGGGACCUGAAUGUAGAAGGUAAGCUUAGUGCAAGGUUUAGUGGAGCAGGUGAAGAGCCACCGGUGGAAACAGUUGGAUUCCAUUGCAGUAAGAAGAAGAACAGGAAAAAUUUCCGACCUAAAGUAGAUGAUGAAGGGGAGGAGGAAGAGUCCUGAAGGAUGGAGCACACUGGAGACAUCCAAGGACUUGUAUUGUCUUUGCGUAUGUUCAGUUUUUCCUCUGACUUCUUUUUCUGGUCUGGAAACCAUGUGACAGCGUUUUGUCGAAUGGUUUGCACUGUAGCCAUUAAGAACUUUUCAUAUUGUUAGAAAUUAAGCUACCUAAAAUAUACUCCAAACUUUUUGUUCAUGAGAAUUCUGUGGGCACAGGAUAAUUGCACCCUACCAGGAGAGAGUAAGGUGUGCUUUGUUUGCCUGAGCAGCUCCCUGGGGCUUGCUCUGGAGCUGAAGCAGCCAAAGAAAAAGAUGCAUUAGCUAAAAGGCUGCAAGGCUUUCUACUAACUCCCAAAUUUAGAACUGUUCCCAAAUUGUUUAGAAUUCUGGAACAAAGAUGAACUCAUUAUGGAGAGAUUUUUAAACAAUGUGAAUGAAACUUAGUCUUCCACUAGAUGUGAUUUCUCCUGGCCCUGUCACAGGGAGGAAACCCCUUUUUUUAACCUUUUUUUUUUCUCUUGUAAUACAUCCUGUCAUUGCCAUUGAGAGUGAGAGUGCAAUGUUGCCCAGUCGUGAGUUUGGAGGGCCCAGGUGGGAACUGGCAAAACCAGUAUUAUUUUAAGGUUGGCUUAGUAUUUGCCUUAUUUAGUGUUACAUGGUAAAGAUUUUAAAAAACAUAAUGUUUCCUGUGGAGAGGUACAACUCUAGAUACAUCCUGGUGAAGAUGUGCUCAGGAUGGCUUCAGUAAAGUCUCACUACGUUGAGCAUAGGUCAGAAUUCGCAACAGCUUCAGUUGGGAAGUUGGGCAGCAGCUUUUCCUCACUGGUGUGAUAUGACAUGAUGAUUCUUGGCCUGCACAUUUGUACGUCCUUUCCAGGUGGCACUGCUUCCACAUAGAUUCCGCGUGUGGAUUUGGUGGGAAUGAGGUAUUUAAACCAGAACUGGACACUUUUGUGUUCUUUGGGAUUCAAUAAACUUUCAGCUGUUGAUUA
Phalacrocorax carbo (great cormorant) is the source of this 2417-nucleotide messenger RNA. The record is from RefSeq and is a predicted model, not a curated record. NCBI's taxonomy places the organism in Eukaryota, Metazoa, Chordata, Aves, Suliformes, Phalacrocoracidae.